CCCUUACUCUGUACGUACGUACUUUUACUACUACAAAAUACUACUAGAUACUGAGAGUACCUGGUACAGCACCGUAUCGUGCGAUGACGGACCGAUUGGAAACAAAAUAAACGUCACUAACAAUUGUGCCGAUCUUUUUCGUUUGAUCGAUUUUGAAAGAUGUCUCCUUUUUAAAAACCAACACAGAAUACCGGUCUGCACAUCGUGUCAUUUUUGAUUGCAGGGCAGCUACCGGUGUCACCACCUUCUGUUCUUUCUUCCUUUUUGGCAAGCAUACCGGUACAAUACGCGCAUUCACCGAACACACCCAUCCAAACCAAGUUCGAUACAAUGUGGACGUCCAAGCUAGCGACGUGUCUGUUGGUGCCCGCAUGGCUGGUGGCAGCAAACGCCUUUGUUCCGGCCUCCGCCUUUCACCACCCCUCGGGCAGCGGCGCCAUCGCGUCGCCGACCACCCCGCGCCACCACUACCGGGCGGUUGCCACCACCCCGUCGUCGACCUCCCUGAAAACGGUCGAGAACCACGACAGCGGCGAAAGCGACAACACCAAAGCAGAGGCCAAGCCGGCCGGGGACAUCCCAAGAGGCGGGGGAUCGAACGUCGUGGACGACAAGCCACCGGCGCUGCCCUCGCUGGCCGAUUUCCGAAAGUUCGCCGUCCCCUGCCUGGGGCUCUGGGUCGCCCAGCCCCUCCUGUCGCUGGUCGACACCGCCUUUGUGGGCCUGUCCGCAAAGGUCCCGGCGGAGUCGGCCGCCCAGCUGGCGUCCCUCGGGCCGGCCACCACCUUUAUUGACGGGGCGACCUACCUCUUUGCCUUUCUGAACGUGGCCACGACCAACCUCUACUCGACGGCCCUGGCCCAGAAGGGGGGGCAGUCCGACGAGGCCGAGGCGGUGGUCUGCACCGCCAGCCGGGUCGCCCUGAGGUGCGGAAUCGGGAUCAUGUUCUUUUUGUUUGCCUUUGCCCGGCCCCUGCUGGCCCUCUACAUCGGUAAGUUGCGCCGGCGAUGCGGUCGUGCAAGCUCUUUGGUUGUUGCUCGAGUGGAUUUGGUUGGAUGGGUGGCAGAAAUUCCCUGCAAUUUGCGCAUGGCUCGUUUGCUUGCCGAUAGAAACUAUGUUCUCGAUUGUGGUUUGUUGGUUACGAAUCUUUUCUUUGUGACACGCUGAUGCUCACAAACCCACGAACCGACCAAACCCGGCUCGAAUCGACUCCGUUCCAAUCUCACCUUCGAACCCAACACAACCUCCAACCGCGACCCGUUUCCCCGUUUCCCGGCAGGCCACGGAGCCGAUCCGGCCCUGAUCGACUCGGCCGUCGACUACGUCAAGAUCCGGGCCGUUUCCAUGCCAACCUCCCUCCUCCUCGGAGUCGUCCAGGCGGCGCUCCUGGGCGCCAAGGACUCGGUGACGCCGCUGAUCGCCAUCUUGUACUCGACCGUGGUCAACGUCGUGGGAGACUUUCUCCUGGUCCGCGUCGCAAGCAUGGGCCUCAAGGGGGCCGCCAUCGCCACCCUCCUAGCGCAGCUGGCCGCCACCGCCGCUCUGCUGGGACCCGCCCGCAGGCGUCUGGUCAGGGACCGCUCCCUGGGGCUCUGGAAGAAAAAGAAGCCGGCGGAGGGAAGCCAGGGCGAAGAAGCGGUGACCUCCAAGGCCUUUCUGGGAUUUGCCGCCCCCGUCCUGACCCUGAUCCUGGGAAAGCUGGCAGCCUUUGGCUUCAUGACGCACUCGGCGGCGGCGGUGCCCGGGCAGCCCACCCCACUGGCCUCGCACCAGAUCAUCCUGUCGCUCUUCUUCUUUGUCAGCCCGUUCAUGGAGGUCAUCAGCCAGACGGCCCAGACCUUCGUGCCGUCCUACCUGGCGCCCGUGAACGAGUACGUCGAGGCCAAGGAGGAGCGCACCCUCGCCGAUCCACUCGUCAAGCCCUGGCUGGACAGGGCCUUCGAUCUCGGGUCCUACCUCUUGAAGCUCGGGUUCAUUUCGGCCACCAUUGUGGCCUCCCUGGCGUCGCUGAUCCCCGCCUUUUUCGGCGGCAUGCUGACGUCCGACCCGCUGGUGAAGAACGGCGUGAAGCCCCUGGCCAAGUACCUGUGGGCCGGUGCCUUUUUGACGGCCCCCGUGGCGGUCUCGGAGGGCAUCCUGCUGGCCCGGAGGGAGCUCGGGUACCUGGCGGGGGUCUACGUCCUGACCACCGCCCUGCUCCCCUCGGCCCUGCUGCGGGUCAAGAGCAUCGGGGGCAGCGUCGACCAGGUGUGGGCCUGCUUCGCCGUCUUCCAGCUCUGCCGGGCGGGCUUUUUCGCCGGCCGUAUCUGGUCGGGAUCGGUCCUCCGGAAGAUCGCGGGCCUCUUCGGCGGGAAGGAGGCACCGGCGGCGGCCGCCGAGGGAUCUGCGCCCGCGGCGAGCUAGCGGAGCAGACGAUAAUCAGAAUCAAAACGCAAACGACCC
Pseudo-nitzschia multistriata is the source of this 2442-nucleotide messenger RNA. The record is from the annotation of a GenBank genome assembly. NCBI's taxonomy places the organism in Eukaryota, Bacillariophyta, Bacillariophyceae, Bacillariales, Bacillariaceae.